Mirounga angustirostris (Northern elephant seal) is the source of this 3784-nucleotide messenger RNA. It is a transcript of the gene COL23A1, whose product is annotated as collagen type XXIII alpha 1 chain. The record is from RefSeq and is a predicted model, not a curated record. The coding region runs from base 1 to 1614 and encodes 537 amino acids. The transcript is spliced from 29 exons. Lineage: Eukaryota; Metazoa; Chordata; Mammalia; Carnivora; Phocidae.
AUGAGCCCGGGCCAGCGCGCCGGCGGAGACGCGCGGAAGGACGGCGGGGCGGGCGGCGGGGGGCGCCCCGCGACGGCGGCCGUGGCCUGGGCGGUGAGCGCGUUGUGCCUGCUGCUCUCCGUGGGCUCAGCGGCCGCCUGCCUGCUGCUGGGCGCCCAGGCGGCCGCGCUGCAGGGCCGGGUGGCGGCGCUCGAGGAGGAGCGGGAGCUGCUGCGGCGACCGCCGGGCGCCCUGGCCGCCUGGGCCGAGCCGCACCUGGAGCGCCUGCUGCGCGAGAAGUUGGAGGGACUGGCCAAGCACCGGACAGUUCGAGAAGCGCCGACCGCCUGCGUCUGCCCACCAGGCCCUCCCGGACGGCGCGGCAAGGCUGGAAGAAGAGGCGACCCCGGUCCUCCCGGGCAAUCAGGACGAGAUGGCUACCCGGGGCCACUAGGUCUGGAUGGCAAGCCCGGACUUCCAGGCCCCAAAGGGGAAAAGGGUGCACCCGGAGACCUUGGCCCUCGGGGAGACCAAGGGCGAGAUGGAGCUGCUGGGCCUCCGGGGCCCCCUGGACCUCCUGGGGCCCGGGGCCCUCCUGGAGACACAGGAAAAGAUGGCCCCAGGGGAGCACAAGGCCCUGCGGGUCCCAAAGGAGAGACUGGACGGGACGGCGAGAUGGGCCUGAAGGGACCCCCAGGGCCCAAGGGUGAGCCCGGCAUUCCUGGAAAGAAGGGGGAUGACGGGACGCCAAGCCAGCCAGGGCUCCCUGGACCCCCAGGCCCCAAGGGCGAGCCAGGGAACGUGGGGCCUCGAGGAGAAAAUGGUGUGGACGGCGCCCCAGGGCCAAAGGGAGAGCCUGGCCCGCGAGGCGCCGAUGGAGUGUCAGGACUGCGGGGUCCCCAGGGCCUCAAGGGCGAGCAAGGAGACACAGUGGUGAUUGACUACGAUGGCAGGAUCCUGGAUGCCCUUAAGGGUCCUCCCGGGCCACAGGGGCCCCCAGGCCCACCUGGGAUCCCCGGAGCCAAGGGCGAGCUGGGAUUGCCUGGUGCCCCGGGAAUCGACGGAGAGAAGGGUCCCAAAGGAGCCAAAGGAGACCCGGGAGAGGCUGGGCCGACCGGACCCAAAGGGGAGGUGGGCGAGAUGGGCCUGUCGGGCCUCCCGGGCACCGAUGGUCGCAAGGGCGAAAAGGGAGAGUCGGCAUCUGACAGCCUACGGGAGAGUCUGGCCCAGAUCAUAGUGGCGCCGGGGCCCCCCGGCCCACCUGGUCCCCCAGGCCCCAUGGGCCUUCAGGGAAUCCAGGGUCCCAAGGGCUUGGAUGGAGUAAAGGGAGAGAAGGGUGUGUUGGGUGAGAGAGGCCCCAGCGGCCUGCCUGGGCCAGCUGGCCCGCCAGGCCUUAUCGGGCUGCCAGGAACCAAAGGAGAGAAGGGAAGACCUGGGGAGCCAGGACUAGAUGGGUUCCCUGGGCCCCGAGGAGAGAAAGGUGACCGGAGCGAACGUGGAGAGAAGGGGGAGCGAGGCGUCCCGGGCCGGAAAGGCGUGAAGGGCCAGAAGGGUGAGCCAGGACCACCGGGCCUGGACCAGCCAUGUCCUGUGGGCCCCGAUGGGCUGCCCGUGCCCGGCUGCUGGCAUAAGUGACCCCCGCACCCAGCUCACAACCUGUACAGAUGCGUGUGGACAUUUUUAAUUUUUGUAAAAAAACAAAAACAAAAACAAAAAACAGUAAUAUAUUGAUCUUUUUUCACGGGAUACACCCCCUGUGUCCUUAUAACAUUCAAGAGGGUACGUGGCCCAGCCCCAGAAUGAUCAGCAUUGGAAGCUGGCAGGAAAGCAGACAGUCCAAUCCAGGGGAAUGGUGUCCUCGUGGGGGGACAGCCGUGGGACUUGGCUUUCCCAGGAAGGAGACGAAGGUGAAAGCGCCUGGCUCAGGAGAGGCUGCAGAGAUGCUGGGUUGGGCCCUCGGCCACCUGAUUAGCAGAGAGACUUACCCCACCCCACCCCACCCCACCCCCGAAGCUCCAGAGCCCUGGGGCCGGCUCCAUCCAGAAAGGCCCAGAGCUUGGACAGUAAAUGCAGCUGUCCCAGCCUCUCUGGCCUCUGGACUCAGCCACAGUCAGCUGCCCACCCCUCGGGACCCCUCUGGGUCCCAGGUUCCCCUGGGCAGGACAAGAUUCCUGCCCAGCCCCCAGGGGCUCUAGCUCCCACCAAGUUCAGGAGGCCUCAGGGGUGCAGCCUGCCAUGAGAACACGUGUCCUCUGGUCUGGAGGAGAGGCCAAGCACUCUGACCACCACCUGAGGACCCAGCUGCAAAGAAGCCUCAUGCUCCCCGAGUGCAGAGGACGGUGGGGUCCCAGACGGGAGGGGCUGAUGCUUCCCAGGUAUCUCGCAGCAGCACCCAGAAGAGGGUCACGAUGAGACUUUGCCAGCCCGAGGAGACUGGCCUGCAGCUCAGAGUUUGGGCCUCACUGGCCCCAACUCGCCCACGGGAGAAGACUCUGGCCAGCCUGCCAAAACUGGUCCUUUGGAUGAGCUGUGCAGACAAAGAGGGUCUUGGGGCUGGUUCCGGGCCAGCCUGCGCAGGAGGGUCUGAGACCCAGCCACCGGUGCUCUGGAAAGAGGCUUCCCCACCUCCAACAAGAGUCCCCAGCUGCCGCCUCCAGCGCAGCGGCUUGCCCCCCUUCUCUGUAUAGAUGGAUAUCACUGCGUGUAAUAAACCCCAAUGUGUGUCUGGGUGUGCCUGUCCUUGCACACUGCCCCUAAGCACCUCUGGGUGGGGAGGGACAAGGGGGACACUCCCUGGGUCAGAGCUACCCCAGAAACCAGAGGAACAAACCAGAGGAUUGUUCAGGGUCAGGGCAAAGAGAGGGUUUGGAGUUAGAAAGACCCAAGGCCUGGCCCUGCCAUAUACCGUCUGAGCCCUGUGUCCACUCACUCAUAUCACGGAGUCCCCAUAUGCCCCCCUGAUCCGAUGACCAAUGAAUGCUGCAUGACAUAUCACCCCAGAGCUUACCUUGAAACAACAAUAUUUCUCUCUUACCAUUCUGGGGGAAAUGGGCUCAGCUGGGUGGUUGUGGGGCUCACUGGGGAAGUCAGGAUUGUGGACAGGGACAGAAGCACAGUGGGGCUCGGGUGCCUGACGGAGAUCACUGGGUAUCCAAGCAUCCUUUGGAGCCCCAGCAGAACCUCACAGAUGGAAUGUAUUCGACAGUUUGUAAUCCACUCCUCCCUCCACCCAGGUGCCUCACUGGAUCCCAUAACCAGUCCUGUGAAGGACAGGGUCUAUGUGAUCCGUGUCCCUGUUUCCAUUGUACAUAUGAGGGAACUGAGGUUCUUGAGCAGUUCGUCACCUGCCCAGGGAUGGACCGCCAAGACAGGGUGACAGGCAGACUGGGCCCAGGUUCUUGGAUGGCCUCCAGUUGGUCCUUCCAAAUUGUUUGGCAGGGCAUGGAGUCGGCUAGGCAGUGUCAAGAUGUUGGGUGAUUGGCAGUCCGAUCCUCCUGGGGGUGGCAACCACAUGUACCCUCUUCCCCCUGACCUCGGAGCUCCCUUGGCCAGACAAGUCCAUUCAUAGCCCAUUGUUGCCCCCUUGUGGCCUCGGACCGUGUAUCAUCAGGUCUGCAAAUUUCAACAAGCUUCAAAGUACAGAGCGGGUGGAGUCCUCCAAAACCUUGGGUUGGUGGGGCAAGAGACUGGAGAAGAAUGAUGUGCUCGGGGUCCCAGCUGAGACUCGGGAUUUGUUCCCAGCCUCACAGCUGAGCCUCAAGGACUGAGAGCCUCGUGUCUCUCUGCCUCAGACUCUCCCCUUCCA